UUUUUUUUUUAGAUACAUCAAUUAAACAUUUGCACAAAAUACUAUAAUAACAAUCGCAACAAAAGAAAGAAAUAAACAAGAAGAGGAAUAAAAAAGAUAACAAGAAAAGUUCAGCAGACCUUAUCUACAUAGGAAGCGUGCAAGAGCGGGGAAAUACAUUGGAAACUCUGUUGUUUUGGACAUGUCAUGUCAGCAAGUAUCACGACUUCACACUACAGCAGAAACAUCAGUCUCAUAUGAGGAUCAGGAUCCGUAUGUGUUCACAGAAACCGUGCCAACAACGCCACCCAUUUUAUUUAACGCGCAGAAAUCGCGAAGCAGAGUAAUAAUAACAACAACACCAAGAUCAACUGCAACACCAAAACAAGCUGCAACUACAACAGCACCAACCGCAGCAACGCCAACGCAAACGCCGGCGAAACUAACUCUCAUCACAGCCGACGCCAACAAACGACCCCAAACACCAGUAGUUGCAGCCAACGCAAAAUUAAAAUUCAAUCAAAAACUGCCAUUGGGACCCUUGAAUGGCAACAAUACAAAAACGCAGGCGACAUCCACGUUCGCUGCUGCAACGGUCCAUAAUGGACCCACAGCAGCAGCAACGGCGAAAGCGGUUUCGCCUUCAACUGUGAAAGCUAUAAAUUCACAAUCUCAGAAGCAACCGCAACAACAGCAAAAGAACGUGUGUAUAGUGCGACCACAGCAGCAGAAACAACAGCUGAAUACGACGCCGCGUCAGCAACAACAUUUUAAAGCGCAGCAGCGGAAGCUAACGUCUUCGCCUCCGCCAUUAUUGCAACACACACCGUCACUAUGGCAGACACCUUUGCUGUUGGACACAGUGUCUGCGGCGGUAAGCCCACCGACAUCACCCGCUUCGUUGCCCUCACCGCCAGCGGUAGCCGCUUUAAUGCCCACGCCAGAAUCGUCUCCAACGGCGACAACCACAGCUAUGGUUAGCCCGCUGAUUACAGCAACGGCGUCAACAUUGCCACCAUCUAAAUUUCAUCACAACACCCUGGCACAGCAUUUGCAGAAAGUAGAAUGCAUCAAAAAGCCAAAGAAAUGGACUUCUAGCGUCGAUGGUUCAAGUUUCAAGCUAGCAGAACAGUUUCAAUCACUGCAAAAUAUACAGGAAUCAAGACCUGCAUUGAAGCAACAUGAGCCACAGCAGCAGCAGCAGCCGCAGCCGCAUUUUCAGUUACAAAGACGGGAGGUGGGCACCAAAACUGUCGUAGUGCCACCGACUCCAGCACCACAAAACGCUUACACGAACCACCAUACCCAAGCACAGUCGCACCCCAACAAGCCAAUCAUAGCCACAUCCUCUGCACCGCCCCCAUUGCAGGCAAUUCAGGCGGUUUCCCCACCACAACAUUCCGAUUCCGAUUUGAAUGAGAUUCCAGUAAAUGUUAUAUUUCGCAAGCCUCAAACGAGUGAAAUUUUACAUUCAAAGCUCGGUAGCAGCAUAAGUGUGACUGCAUUGAGCAAUGUUACAGGUCGCAGCAUCAGCGAUAGUAGCAGCACAAUAUUAAAUAGUAAGAGUCCUGCAGUCGAAGUCGUCAAGAGGAGCUCAUCUAAUGUUAAACCUAAAAAUGCAAAAAAUGUUUCAUCAAAUGUGCUGCCGAAAUCCAUACCUAUACCUGCUGGCACUGUGGUUACCGAAACUGGAUUAUUGGCGUCGCCUAGCUUACAGCCUGCCCCACAUGUGCUUCGAGACAUUGUCUUUACGCACAUCGGCAUUACGCCGAGCAAAGAUAAUUCGACACUACCUGCCCAAACGAACAAUACACCUCAUUACCAUCCACUUGCAGCUAUGCCUCAACAGCAGCAAAAUAUGUCUUCCAUGGCAAAGCCGCCGCCACCACCACCACCACAACCGCUUAAAUAUGAUUCUCCAGCUCCUCCUCUAUUUGUUCACAAACCAACAGCAGGUGUUAACAAAAUGCGUGCAGAGGAGAAGUGCCCGCAAAAGAUAACAGACACAUUCAAGGGGAUGGCUGCGGUCAAAGUCACUACGGCUGCUGCGAAAAACGCACCAAAACGCAAGGCGUCUGGCACGCCAACGGUCGUGAUGAGAAGCAACAAUGCCGUUCCACCAUUUAUAAAGAGGCGCGGUCGAAAAAUGGGACCAUUACAUUCACCAUAUGAUAAUCAGUGGUUGGCAAGUGGCGCUGCUUUGAUUGAAAGCGGCAGCAUUGGGCAAAGCAAACGUUAUUGUAAAGCUGUGGCUGUGGUAAAAAUGUCUACUGCUGAAAUUGAAGCCGAUACUACUUUGUUGGCAUCAGCUACAGUACUACCGUAUUGCAUACAAAAAAAUUGGCUUCAUAUUACCCGCGAAAUACAGUUAGUUGGGGGCGUUGGUGAUGUUGCAACUGCAACUGGAAAAAGUGUUCACAAUUUGGAUACACUUUUAACAGCAACAAGCGAGCGUGAGGCGCGCAUUAUGCAGAGAAAGAUGCUUUUGCAACGUCAAGCGUUACAAUUGCUCUCCACAUAUUCGUUACAAAAGUUGCCGAUGCAGGCAGCUAGACGUCGACUGAUGUGCGUAGAUCGUUUGCUUCGAAAAUACGAGCAUCAUGGCGUUGAUGACAUAAUUGCCCCAAAGAAAUGUAAUUAUGUCGGCUGUAGCAAGGGUGUCCUGGAGAUGGCAACGCUAUGCGAGGACCAUAUUGUAGAUAAUGUAUCUCAGCAUAUUUUCUUGCCGUGUACGGCGAAAUUUGCUGACAACACCCAAUGCCGCAUACCUGUCUUUGACAUAAUGCACGACCUGCCCCUUUGUCAGGAGCAUGCACGGAAACGUGAUGCUUACAAUCGCUCAGGGUACGCUCAGCAGCGUCCAGGGAACUGUAAAUUUGGGGCAAGAACGACAAGAACAUUAUCGCAAAAUUCUUUGGAUUGCGAUGCAGGCGAUUUGCUAUUGCAACUGAAACAAAUUCAAUAUCAACACAAACAACAGCAUCAUCAUCAGCACCAGCAACAACAGAUGCAUAUGGAACCGAACCUCCGUAAUGCUGUUACAAUUGGUAAGACUAAAAAAACUAACAAUGUAAAAAUUACGGCUGUUCGCAAACGUAAGGCCCCUAAUGUAGCAACAGCCAACACGGGCGACCGACCACAAAAGCGACCACGAAAAAUGGAUAUGAAUGGAACCCCGACCCCUGCACCAAUAGGUGCAACAUUAGCGCCGCUUCAAUUGACAUCGGCAGUGCUGCAACGCAAGAGCAGCACCACUUCACUCGAAUCAAUUGCAAGUAAUUCGCAGUCCUCUAAUUCACAAUUGCAUUACAUUUCGUCGAAUGUGAAUGUUCCAGCUCAGGGUAAGAUUGCGAUGCCUGCACUGGCACCUCUCAGUGGACGCAAUGCCCCUGUUCUCAGUAGCACUAUCUCAUCGGUACCGGCACCGAAACGUCAGCUUAACUUUAGCACUGUCAGUAGAAGCGAUAACAGCGCAAUGCUAUCAGGCAACGAUGUGAUGACACAAGAUUUGAAGCCACAUGAAAUUAAUCAGUUGGUGGCACAGUUCUCUGUAGCAGUGAAAAAUAAUAACAGCAACGCCAACAACAACAACAACAAUGAAAAUAGCAACAGUCUCAACGCAUAUAGCAACAAUAGCAUUAGUAACUGCUUUAAUUACAUCAGCUCGAAUUGUGACUCUAAUUUCACAUCGGCGCUAGGCUCGUCAUCAUCAUUGCCGUCUUCAACAGAGGAAUUGUUCCGCCAAGAGUUGCUAAGUGUCUGCGAAAAUAGUUCGGUCUAUGCUAGUUCCGAAGAUACUGGUCUGGGUGGAUUGAGUGAAACUGAGCUGAUGGUUGGCCCCACUGAUACAGAUGACAUCCCGCUGGGUGACACACGUCUGCUAGAGGAGCAUGAUUUAGCGAAUGUGCUCAGCGCGUUGCCAGAGGAUGCGUUCAAUGAAUUAUUCACAGCAGUGCAUCAAGAGGAACGCGAAGAAGUCGAGCGUGCCCUCGAAUUGGCUGACAAACAUCUUAAAAGUUUACAACAAACAAUCGGUUCAGACAUUGAUUUCUUAGGAGAUUUCCCUGACGACGAUGAGAUCCUGGCCGACACUAAUGCUAUGUGCAGCAAAAUGGACAUAGUGUCUUCGGCUAUGCGUUCGCCAGACGCCACAUCUGGCAUUGACACCUCAACACUGUUUCUUGAUAGUGGUAGUAAUAGUGUAGGCGGAGGCGGUGGUAGCGUAAACUGUAGUAAUAUUGCGGAUAUACGUGGUCUGGUGCAAACGUAAGUGCUAGGACCAGUGAAUGGAAGUUAUUGGUCGCCGCCGAGGAGGAUAACUCGCCAACAAGAAAAAAGUAAAUAUUAAUGUGCAAGACGUUA
Rhagoletis pomonella (apple maggot) is the source of this 4341-nucleotide messenger RNA. RefSeq lists its product as uncharacterized. The record is from RefSeq and is a predicted model, not a curated record. Bases 182 to 4249 code for a protein of 1355 amino acids. Gene Ontology annotation, cellular component: nucleus. Lineage: Eukaryota; Metazoa; Arthropoda; Insecta; Diptera; Tephritidae. The transcript has 5 exons.